Molecule: messenger RNA, 708 nt
Organism: Fusarium venenatum
Lineage: Eukaryota; Fungi; Ascomycota; Sordariomycetes; Hypocreales; Nectriaceae
Source: RefSeq, a predicted model, not a curated record
AUGGCGAUGGAACAUUAUCAAGGAUCCACGAACAUCUACGAUAUCAGCUACAGAAGAAUUGGGGACCGCGAUAUCCUGCCAAAGGACCCCAAGCUCGCGUCCCUCUAUUUGGUUCAGACGGAGUAUCUGGGUAGCACCUAUCCUACCUCCACCUCGGAGUUGAGACAUGCGCAGGAUAGUCAGUUCCCUGACAACAGGACCGAGAUAGAUUUAUUGCGAAACGCAGAAAACAUCACCUUUUUCGACCUUGGUAUCAAGGGGAACAGUUGGGCACAAGUACCCAUGAAAGAUCGUAACUGGCCUUGUUCAAGUUUGCCAUUACUGGAGAAAGGAUGGCAAAACCGCACGAACGAUACUGAGCUUGGAAGCACAGACGUCGAAACAGACAUUUCACAGACGAAUCAAGUAGUCAGCACCCCAGCGCACCAUGAGCGAGCUGGCGAUAAACUUUUCGAUGCUCUCACCAAAGCGGCUACCCUGGUGGCACACUUCCUUCGUCAGUCGAACGUAGACCGCCGCAAGUCUAAGUGUAACCAACGAUCCAAGCGAAAACCGGGAACGGUGCAAGGGCAGCGCAAGUCAAAGAGACCUCGUAAUGAGGUUGACUACGAUGAGUCCAUGGCUUGCCACGAUGGCAGCGAGCCUGUCUCUGACGAUGGGGAUGACUAUGUCAAGUUCGAUCCAGGCCAUCAACUGUUGCGUCGCUGA